AAAAAGACAACAAUUCCGUGACUGUUCGCUUUGCGUCAUACGCAGAGCAACACACGCGUAUUCAAUUAGUGUACACACCAGUGACAACAACCAAGAAAAUAUAUUUUCGCAUUUUCACUCAAUAACGUGACACGAGUUCGUACAAGGGUGAACUGUCGUGAACGCGUGUGAUCGGGUGUGAUACGUGAAUUAUCAAGUGACUCAUUGUUUUCAAUGUGUACCUCGUGUGUUGAUCAGGAAGAACAAUCGAAUCCUCGAAUUUGAUAUCGCUGCACGUCACUGAUACAGUGAUAAGUUUUCAGCGACAAGUGUCGAUAGACUGUACAAGCAAAACCGGUAAACCAUACUGUAUACAUUUUUUUCCAUCGGUUGCGUAGAACCUCGUGUUAUGUAAUCGCCAUUUACACGUACGAGAUCAAAUACAUUAUCACGAGGAAAUAGAAAAAAAAAAAAUUAAAGACAGACGUGGGAGUAUUUCCGGACAUUUUUGUUAUUUCUGUGCGGGAAUAAUAAAAGUGUAGAGAGGAAAAAAAAACACUGUUGAGUUAAUUGUGACUGCAGUGCCUCGACUGCCCACACAUUACCGUAUAUUUCGCAAUAAAGAGCGAGACAGAGAGAUAUAAAGAGAAAGAGGGAUAAGAGAGACAGUGUAAUUCGAACGGUGUGGAGGAAAGUUGGAAUAUUUAGUUCCGUGUGUAUAAAAACCGGAAAUCCGUUAAAGUGGACCUGAUGGUGCGCAGUUUAACUAUGGAGACGACGUUUUACGAAGAGGUGACAGCGUAUGGUAAUCGCGACAACGUGGGCCAGUUGAAGAGAAAUUUAACCCUGGAUCUGAACGGACAUCGUCAGGGCCCACAGGCCAAAAGGCCGAGACUCGGGCCCCUACCACUGACCCUCAACAAUUCAGCUCCAGUUUUGAGCUCACCAGAUUUAAAUAUGUUGAAAUUGGGUUCACCUGAAUUGGAGAAACUGAUAAUUGCCCAGCAGGAUGGCCUAGUGACGACAGUACCAACGUCCAAUCAAAUUCUCUUCCCCAAGAUUGUGACAGAGGCCCAGGAGUUGUACGCACGUGGGUUUGUUGAUGCCCUCAAUGAAUUGCAUCACUCUGACAGCUCGCAGGAACCUGGAAGCAUUCAUGGUGCUACAUAUACAAAUUUAGAACCACCAAGCUCGGUUCAGAGUACAGAAUCACUAUCACAGGGGCUAUUGAUGAUCAAGGAUGAGCCACAGACUGUACCAAGUGUAUCGAGCUCACCACCAAUGUCACCCAUCGACAUGGAGAAUCAGGAGAAAAUCAAGCUGGAGAGGAAGAGACAGAGAAAUCGUGUGGCUGCGUCAAAAUGCAGAAGACGCAAACUCGAGAGAAUUUCCAGGCUUGAGGACAAGGUCAAGUUGCUCAAGGGUGAGAAUUCAGAGCUCAGUACUGUUGUUCACAGGCUCAAGGAACACGUGUGUCGGUUGAAGGAACAGGUCAUGGAUCAUGUGCACUCGGGAUGCCAAAUGAUGUCGGUGUCUGGACAAUUUUGAAGGGGAUCAUCCCUGGAGAAUGGGGAACAUUAAAGCUUGAGUACAUCGACAGAGGAAGUCAGAAUCUCUGGGUUAUUAUUUUAGUCUUUCGGGGAUUUAUGAUUCUUUUUUAUUUAACGAUGUUUUCACGUUUAUAAUAUCGCUCUGUACUGCACGGCGAACCCCCCGAGGGAAUCUGGGAGUGCCUUUGAGUGCUGUGCAAAGAAAUGGAUAAAAAAAAAUGAAAAAAAAAAAGGGGAAUGUUAUGAUGGUGGAUUGUGGAGUCCACGAACGUCCACGAUAGCGUCGUUGACGUUGCUUGUCUGGUGGGAGGAGCACCGGAGAGGAGUGAGGCGAAAAAAAAAUAUUACAAGAGGAUCAAGUGGGGAGCUACCGUGGCCAUUUUGGAGAACAUCGGACAGCGCGGCAAUUUUAAAUCGUCCAGGAACUUCGUGGAAAGUCGUUCCCUAAAUUCAAUUGGGAAGGGAGGGUAAAUUGAAGGUUUUUAAUCAUCAAUAACUGGUUUCCUUGGAGAGCAACAUCAAACGAUUUCAUGUUUAAUCAUGGGGGGACUGUCGAAGCUAUUGGUGAUUGGAAAUAUUCUGCCUCGUCUUCCUUCAACAUUGUCAAUUUUUUUUUUAUAUAUAUAUAUAUAUUUUUUUUUUGUUUCUCGGAGCAACUGUUGCUCUUUGUUCUUGUUUGGAUGAAUUAUUUGGUUGAAUCGGAGUUUUCGUCGUUGUACGAUUUCAUUGGGAGCGCCGUUAUGUAUCAUUUGUGCAUCUAGUCUUGUCCAGUAUGAACAUGUAUAACUUAUUAUCCAUCCAUGCACAUUUAUUUCGGGAGAUGUGAGAUGUUACGCAGACACUGGGAAUAAUUUACCUGCUAAUAAGCGCUCGUGCGCACCGACCAUAAUUUUUGUACCAUGAAUAGUUUUUUUCUUUUCUUUGGGCGAGCUGGGGAUGUAUUUCGUGAUGGACAAUGGGAGUGUUCGUUGACCCCGAGGAAUUGAACGAAAUUCAAUGUUUUAUAAGAAAAUAUGUAUUAUUAUUAUUACCAUUUGAUGGAUCGGGUCAAAGGUUCUAGCUGUUCAUAACGAGGUACCAUCUUCGCGCCCACGCUCGUUGCAUAGAGAAUAAUAGUCGUAAAGUAGGUAAGUUUAGGCGUAUUUGACCUUCAGUUUUGAUUAACGAGUAGCCCGCAUUUUUUUUUUCGUGGCAGUCUCACACAUGAAUGUAACACACACUUGAUCUGCGUCCCAAGAUUUUUUAGAAGCCUUUCCUCUCUUCAUUUCUUUUUUUUUUUAGUUUCAUUUCUUUUUUUUUUUUGUUGUAUCCUUGAGGAGCCAGACCGAGCAGUAUUUCUUUUUGUUCCUCUUUUUCGCUGCCUCCUACUUAGAUUUGAUGAAUUCUAAAUUCCGAGGACAUCCGGAUUCAUUUUGCUCUUUUUCGGUUCUCAUUACGACAGUGCAUUGUAAAUUUAUUUAAUUUAUUUGAUUCGUUCUGGAGAUUCUCGACAAUUGCAUCAGUGCAAUAAAAGUGCGACUCUCUUUGGCACUGUCUGAGAAUUAGAUGAGAAGUAAAAAAAAAUUUUUUUUAAUUUCAAAGAAAGGCCUAUGGAAUUUUAGGCCGUUUGUAUCAAUUUUCUUUUUUUUAUUCUUGUGUUAAUUUAUCGACAUUGCCAAUCAAGAAGACGUUGCAAUAUUUACUGGCGUAAAUCGUGCAAUUUGAAUUAAGGAGUUUCAUAUGUAGCCGACCUUGGAGGCCCCCUCUGAAAGAAUAAUUUGCAAAAGUAACCAGCGCGUAGCGUUUUGUUUUCAUUAAAAUUUGUUUGUUAAAAACAAAGUAUAACGACUCAAAGCGAUGAACGAGGAGAUAAUUCCCCGUCGGGUGUAGAAUUUCACGAGCUCGACUAUAUAUUUGUUGCCAAUGCAAUCCAGUCCGUACAGUGUGCCUUUUUUUCAUGACGAAUGCAAAGCGAAUAUAAUAAUUAAAAUAACAAAAUUUAUUUUCCCUCGAUGAAAUGAUAUAAAAUUCAAUCUCAGUGUAUUGCUCUAGAGUUGUAAAAAAUUUAUAAAUAACAAUGUACAGAGCUUACAGAACAGAUGGAAAAUAAUAUGCUCUCGCAGAGAAAAAUGUUGCACAAACGAAAAAUGUAUGAAAGUAAAUCUAAAAUUAAUGAAAACCACUUGUGAUUUAGUAUGUAAGUAAAAACCCCAUUAGACACUAGAUUUUAUGGUGAUUAAAACUGUAAUUUUCAUGAAAAACUAAAAUUAUGACACCAUAAUAGUUGCAUAACACUAUUCAUAAUGAGAGUAAAUAUUACUAUAUUACGUAAUAAUGAUUAAAUAUACAAAUAUAUGUUAUAUAUCGAGAAAGCUGAGAAGAACUCUUUUUUUACGAAUAAUUUUAUUUUUGAAUGAAACAAUGAUGAAAAUAAAAUUCACUAUA
Fopius arisanus is the source of this 3953-nucleotide messenger RNA. It is a transcript of the gene Jra, whose product is annotated as Jun-related antigen. The record is from RefSeq and is a predicted model, not a curated record. NCBI's taxonomy places the organism in Eukaryota, Metazoa, Arthropoda, Insecta, Hymenoptera, Braconidae. Gene Ontology annotation, cellular component: transcription regulator complex. Gene Ontology annotation, biological process: regulation of cell population proliferation; regulation of transcription by RNA polymerase II; regulation of cell cycle. Gene Ontology annotation, molecular function: RNA polymerase II cis-regulatory region sequence-specific DNA binding; DNA-binding transcription factor activity, RNA polymerase II-specific; transcription factor binding. Bases 730 to 1527 code for a protein of 265 amino acids. The transcript has a single exon.